Candoia aspera is the source of this 8769-nucleotide messenger RNA. RefSeq names its product transforming growth factor beta receptor 3 (gene TGFBR3). Gene Ontology annotation, biological process: transforming growth factor beta receptor signaling pathway; regulation of transforming growth factor beta receptor signaling pathway; cell migration. Gene Ontology annotation, cellular component: cell surface. Gene Ontology annotation, molecular function: transforming growth factor beta receptor activity; transforming growth factor beta binding; glycosaminoglycan binding. The coding region runs from base 441 to 2954 and encodes 837 amino acids. The transcript is spliced from 17 exons. The record is from RefSeq and is a predicted model, not a curated record. Lineage: Eukaryota; Metazoa; Chordata; Lepidosauria; Squamata; Candoiidae.
UCCGAGCACAGCAACUUGGUGCGUCUUUUUUGACGCUUGUCCCGGACGUCCCCGGGACUGGAACGUCAACUGGGCAUCAAAGUGCUGGCGUUUCCCUGUCCAGUGCCCCCCGCCUCGUCCGACAGAGGCAAACAAGGAGGCGGCGGAGGGCUGCGCUGCUCCGCGUGGAAGCGUCGCGGAAGAAGUUUGCAGGAAGCAGCUUCCUCCGAGUCGAACUUCUGCCUUGACAGAUCUCUGGAGAGGGGGAGCAGCUCGCCCUGGUCCUGCGCGAGGGAGGCUGGUUAGGCUUCUCCGAAAGGGAAUCCCCGUUUCCAAGAGUGCUUGGUCAUUAAAAGGCUGGACGACUUUCAGAGCUUCCACAUUAAUCCUUUCCUAAGGUCAGGUGCUGGCCCAAAGAUCCACUGAAAGAAGAUAAUUGUGGAACUUGGGGUGUGGCGAAAAUGACUUCAUAUUGUGUCCUUCCAGCAUUUGGUCUGAUGAUUGGGUGUUUAGCAUUUGCAGGUCCUGUGCCUAAAAGUGGCUGUGUCUUGUCUCAAGUCAAUAGCUCACACCCAGUGCAAGCCUUACUAGAAAGUUUUACUGUCUUAUCUGGCUGUGCAAGCAAAGGGACUGCUGGAUUGCCACAAGAAGUUCACAUCCUCAAUCUUAGGAGUCCAGAAGAAGACUCUGGCCACCAUGAAAGAGAGGUUGUCCUGCAUUUGAAUCCAAUUUCUUCAAUCCAUAUUCACCAGAAGCCACUGGUGUUCCUACUGAACUCUCCUGUGCCUCUAACGUGGAAGGUGAAAACAGAAAGACUUGCUAUGGGGAUUCAGAGACUUUUCAUUGUUUCAGCAGGUUCCAUUGUGCAGUUUGAGAAGGAAAACUUCUCCUUGUCAGCAAAGAGAGAAGAAAGACCCCUCCCUCAAGGAAAUAAGCAUCUGUUACAGUGGGCCCAAAAGGAAUAUGGGGCAGUAACAUCCUUCACUGAAUUUAAAAUAUCCAGGAAUGUUUACAUAAAAGUGGGAGAAGUUCAAUUUUUUCCUACAACAUGCAAUAUAGAAAAGAACUUUAUUUCUUUGAACUACCUUGCGGGAUACCUACAACCAAAGGCAGCAGAGGGAUGCAUUGUCUCUAGCAUGGCCCAAGCUAGAGAAGUUCAUAUAAUUGAACUUAUUGCACCUGAUUCAAACAGUGCUUUCCAGGUGGAUAUCAUCAUUGACAUCAGACCAUCUCGGCCAGACACCACACUUGUCAGGGAUCUUGUACUUAUCCUCAAGUGCAGAAAGUCUGUCAACUGGGUCAUCAAAUCACAUGACGUGAAGGGGAAAUUGGAAGCCAUUACAGCAAAUGGUGUUGGCUUUGGAAAAGAAACUGAACGCUCUAUGACAAUGAGUAAAACGGUAGCAUUUGAUAUUCCCUCCUCUCAUGAGAAUUUGAUUGCCUGGGCAUAUGAUCAUGGCUACCACCCAGUUACUACAUAUACAAAAGCACCCCUCGCUAAUAGGUUCCACCUACAGCUCAUGGAUACAGAGGAAAUGAAUGAUGAGGAAGACCAUUUCCUUCCACCAGAGCUGAAGGAACUGCUACAUGGCAUUAAACCCCCUUCCUUGAGUGAAGACAUUCGUUUUGGUCUUCUUUAUGAGAAUAAUCAAGGCUCUUUGCCAUCAACUGAUACCGUUGACACACUCAUGGCCAGUCAUGGUUUUGAACAGCUUCUUCCAAAAGACCCAGAGCCAGAAGAAGUUCAGGGUAGUGUUGAUGUUGCCAUGUCUGUGAAAUGUAAUGACGCAUCCAUGAUUGUAGCUGUAGCAAAAGACUCGCUGGAGGCUAGCGGUUUCGUUGGAACACAGCUCUCUCUGCUGGAUCCUAAUUGCAGAGCUAAAACAAACAGGACCCAUUUUAUUCUGGAGUCAUCUUUGCAUGAUUGUGGGACUCGACAGAUUGCCUAUCCUUUGGAUAACAUUGUGUAUCUCAACUCUAUUGUUAUCCAGCUGUCACCAUCAACUGAAGCCAGUGGUUGGGUGGUUGAUUAUGAAGACAUGGAAUCAGGGGAUAAUGGUUUCCCUGGGGACACAGAUGAAUCGGACAUCACAUUUUCCAGUCGGCCUGUCAUCGUUGUGUUCAAUUGCACAUUCCAUCAACCCAAAGCUUCAAAGGUUCCCAUGUUCUGGCCACCUGAAAUACAUGUUGGCAAUGCCACCUUUGGAAUGGAACUGUAUGAGACGGACCUUUUUCGUACCCCGAUUCAAGGAUUCUUCUCUGUUGCAGAGAACAGCCAGAUUUUUGUUGAGAUUUCUCUUACAAAGGCUGAGAGAUUCCUGGGCUUUGCAAUCCAAACUUGCUUUAUUUCACCAAAUUCCUAUCCUGAUCGAAUGUCAGAGUAUACCAUUAUUGAAAAUAUUUGUCCCAAAGAUGAGUCUGUAAAAUUCUACAAUGUUCCAAAAGCUAAUUUUCCCAUACUAAAUGCACAGACAGACAAAAAGCGUUUUAGCUUCAUAUUCAAAUCCACAUUCAACAGCUCUCUUCUCUUCCUGCACUGUGAGGUGACCUUAUGCACAAACAAAGAAGAAGAUGCUCAAGGAUUGGCUAAGUGUGUCCCUCCAGAUGAAGCUUGCACCUUUCUUAAUGUCGAUAUGAUCCUUGCAAUGAUGCAGAAUAAAAAAACCUUCACCAAACCUCUUGCUGUGAUAACUAAAGGGAAGCCAGAAGAUAAACCUUUCGACUUGAAACCUUCCGAACGGUUACCAUCUGUGGUCUACGGCCUGGACACGUUGACAGUUGUGGGAAUUGCCUUUGCAGCUUUUGUGAUAGGUGCACUGCUGACAGGAGCUUUAUGGUUUAUCUAUUCCCACACAGGAGAACCAGCAGGAAGACAGCAGGUUCCCACAUCGCCACCACCCUCUGAAAACAGCAGUGCAGGCCACAGUAUUGGCAGCACACAAAGCACCCCCUGUUCCAGCAGCAGCACAGCGUAACGCAGGAGGCGAGGUGGAAAUGCACGCAGCAACGUAGGAGACCAGAGGUUCAAAAACAGCUGUUUGUUGCCCUUUGCUUCCAUUGGUUUGGAUUCUUUGGCAAAAUGUGGAGGAAUUUCCUUAUUUUUUGCUUUUCCUGGAUAAAUGUGGUCCUCAAAUCUCUUGCAGCAUGCUGAGGCUACACAUGAUAGAGCUACUCUUUUUGUACAGCUGUGGGCGGGGUAAAAAAGGUCCACGCGCUCUCAGUGUGAAACGCAAGACUUUUUUCCCACCCCCCGCAAAUGCUGCUUUGUCUCCACAGAAUUCCAGGGCUGAGUUCUGCAAACUUCCAGGAGACGCAAGAUGUCGGCAACGGGAUUUCAGUCUCAUAAGCUGGGGAACGGGUUUUGUUUUCCUAACCUCCCUCACUCCCCCACCCCACUGGGCACAAAAGCAAGGUGGUUUCCAAUGCAAAACUGGGCACUGAUUUCCUCAGAUACGCAUUGCAGGUCACCAUGGCUAUGGCACUGAUUGGCUGUAUGAUUGUUGAGCUUGACCAGAAAGCCUCUUGUGCUGUUCUCCGUUUAAGGGAUUUGUAUCAACUGAAGCCUUUGAAACUGAAGCGGCGUACGGGGGGGGGGGGCGGCUAAAAAUACAUGUUGGUUAGGUAUUUCUAGUUACUCACCCUUCCUUCUUACAUAUCCAAAAGUCUGCUUGUAUACAUAGGGUAGCUUUCAGGGUUGUUGCAUUUUUUCCCCCAUAUUGAGAACCACCAAUCUUUUUUCAGGACCAAAUGGCUAGUCUCACCCUUGUAACCUAAGCUUUCUUUACAAGAUGCCCUUUGUAUCCUGCAGUGCUUUCACCUGCUCUUUGCUUUGCACCAGUUUGCAUGUCAGCCAUCACACAGCCUGUCUCCGCCUUGCACAUGUAACAGUCUCCCCACCCACUGCUGUGUUAGGCAUUGCUUCGGAGGUGCACUUCCACCGAGUGAAUGUGCAGAAUUGCCUCCAACUUUUACAGAGAAUGAGGAAAACUUGUUUUUUUCUGCAAGCGCCAUGCCCAGUGAGGCAUCCAUGAAGCUAUAUUCUGGAAGAGGGUGGGUGAGUUGUCCUAUGAUUGCACUUGGAGGUUCAGGAUGGGUUUAUGUCAUUGGCCAGUUUUGAACUUAGGCACGCCUGAAUAUGCUUCACGAAAGGAGGGAAGGCCUUAAAAAAUAAAAUGGUCAUUAAGAAAGGCUUUAGAUGUUUUUAAAUUAUUUCAGUGCUAUCUAUUGUGAGACAUCAGUUUUGAUUGGAUUGGAUUUGUGGUCUCAAUCUAGAGAUGUUUGUAGAAUGCUGACUUUAAGUAUAUAUUGCUGACUUUUAACAGUAUAAGCAAGUUUAAUACUCAGAUUGGAUUCUGUGCCCCAUAAAAAUGUCCUGCUUUAAUAAGAGCUAGCUUUUUUUCUUUUGGUUAUUAUUGAAAAACACUAGGGUCAAGUAUUAUGGAUCCAAUUUUCCACAAUCUUACUUUUUUCCAUUUGUUGAGCACUCAGUGGAGACAAGUAUUGAGACAAACUAUUGUUUAUGACUUGUAGCAUAUAUAGCAUGCCUCCUGUAAAAGCCUUCUUAUGUUUUGAUUCCAACUCAUCUCAGUAUCGCAAUUGGAAAUAUAUCAGAGUAACACUUGAAGUGGUAUGCAGUUGUAAGAAUGCGAUGUUAUCACUUUGAGAACUGACAGCAAAAUAAGCACAGUUGUUCUUUUGCAGAUUAUCCUAAGUAUCAUUCUUAUAACUUCAGUCAGUACUGUUUUUUCAUAUCGCUGUAACUAAAUUUUUACUAGAGCAACAUACUGGUCAGCUGCAAGAGAAUCAAGAAUUGUGCCCUUUUAAGCUAGAUGAUAUACAUUCAGUUUGCAUAGUCAUACUGGUGGGUAAUUAGAAGCAAGAUGAAUAUGACACAUAAAGAUUAUUAUCUUAACUGAGGUAUUUAAAUAGGUGUUGAACAGAAAGUCCUGUAAACACUCCCCCGUUUCAACAUGAAUUGUUAGGCUAGUGAUUGCCAACCUUUUCUAUGUGAACCAGUUCAUUGCUAUCAUCAUUAUCAUCACUACCACCACUACCACCAAAAGCUUUAAAAUGGCAGAAAUCUUGUGCAAUUAUGGUAAUCCCAUCUGAAAUCUUACGAGAUUUUGGAUAAGAAAACAAAAAUCUUGUGAGAUUAGCUGAUCUCCUGAGAUUUUGGCCAUUAAAAAACACUUUGCACAGCAACCAGAAUCGGGACCGGCAACUUUGCUGCUAAGUGCCGAGGUCAUUAAGACAGACAUCACAUGACCGCAGCUUACGAUUUUACUUCUGCCUUCUCUAUUAACUCUGCUUGUCACAAGCCAGUUGUGAAGCAUACAAACGGCAGCCGUGUGACUGUGGGAAGCUAUGAUGGUUAUAAAUGCCUGAAUUGCAAUCAUGUGUGAGUGGGACGCUGCAAUGGUUGUGAAUGCAAAGAUUGGGCACACAGCUAUUUUUUUAACACCACUGUAACUUUGGGUGGUCAUUAAACGAGGCAGUCAGUAAGCGAGGACUGCCUGUAUCCAUUCUUAGUUUGUUGUUUGUUUGGUGCCCUCACUGGGGACUUAUAGGAGCCCUGUAAAUUAGUAGCGAUCUCUAUGUUGGGAAGGAUUGCUUGGCUAGUUUGGGUGUAACUGUGCUAGAAUUUCAGAGGGGGUUAGGAGUGGCCAAAUGCACUUGGCCUGGCUGGGUUUUGCUCAAAGUACAGUGCAAGGAAAGCUGGGAUUUAUACCUCCACCUCUCCAUCCCAUUAAAAUUACUUUUAUGACACAAAAGAACUGCCAGCUGACUCCAAAAAGUGCCAUUACAGCAGCUAGUUCUGAUCCCAUUUUUUAAUAGUAGCUCAAGAAGCAGAUUGAGGCAGGUGUAGCUUUUCACCCCCUUGGGGAGAAUGUUUUCACCUGGUGAUUGUCAACAUUGUUAAUUGCUGACGUUAUCAAUGCUCAGCUCCAGGAGCAUAUUCCAAAGUCGAUACCCAGGAGAGGAUCAGUCCUUUGGUUGCAUUUCAUUUCAGCUUGUUUUUAGCUUCCUGCAUAGCAAAGUAUGCUCAAAAUGGAGGUACUUAUUUUGUUCAUUUUGUUCAAACAAAUAUUCAAGAUUGCUAGUCAUAAUUAAAAUCCAAGACGCAAGAGUUUUUAAAAGACAAAUUAAAAUAAAUGCUAAAAUAAAAUUCUGGUGCAGAAGAAACCAAAUGUGAGGAUUUGGGUAGAUUUGGAAUGUAUUUAAAAGACAUCAGACAUAUUUAGAUAAAUAAGUUAUUGCCACUCCUAAGUGUUUGCGGGACUGGAUUGGCGGGAGGUAUCUGGACAGCCAGGAAGCUACCUGUAUAUUUAAAAAGAAUGCGCUUUGCCUAACCUUCAGCUGAAUGUAUUAUGCAAUCAUAUUCUAUGUAUGAAAAUCUUUAAAAUGUCUUCAGAGAAGACUAGAGUCUUUAAAUCAAUCAUAGCUCUAUUAUAUUAAAUGUGAGCAUAAAAUAUAAAUAUAUAUAAAUACAUAUAUUUAAAUAUAAGUGGCUUUAUAUAAGAUGGGUAAGUUCGGUUACUGUGAAUUCUGUGGCUUUGUAUAAGAUUUAUUUCCCCUGUUUUAAUUCUUUAGAUUAAAAAAAAUAGAAGUAUAGGAAGUAUUAUAAAGUUGGUUAUUGGAGUAAAAGGUUAAACAUUUUGUGUAAAAUGCUUAAAUGUUUUUUUUUUUUUGAGAAAGAUGCUGCAUUAUGAAUAUUUCUAUUGAAAACUACUCUAAAAAUGUAGAUUUAUAAUUCCUGACAUGCAAAUUAAUUCCAUUUGUACAAGUAGAGAAGUUACAUUUUUCUGGACUUAUAUAAAAGAUUAAAAUAGAAUGAAUAGAGCAAACAUGCUGCACUUAAUUAAUCAUAUUACAGAAAGCUCAGUUUAUUAUUUGCCCUUUGUUAACAACUUGAGUUAAUAGAAAAUUCUUAUAUUGUUAAUUGGACAAUGAAGCUCCCCUCCUCAAUCUUCAGCCCUUCAGAUGUGUUUGAACAUUCUCCAGGAUUUUCAGCCAGCCUCGGUAUGUUAACUGGGAAUUCUGGGAGUUGUAGUUUCAAUCCAUCUGGAGAGAAUCAGAGGAGGGCUGUAAUAGAAAGUGUAUGUUUAUUCCAGUGUUGUUGUAUAUUUCAAUUGAAUUAUAAAAGUCCUGAUAUUAGCAAUAUUGAAGAAUGGAGCAACUACUGCUGUAAACUAGGCACCAAAUAAGAAAGAGUAUUUUCUAGCAGAUAACUGUGCCAUAAGAUUGAACAGUGGCUUUUUCCACAGUCAUUGAAGUUCGUUUUUCUGCUACAGAUAUAAGCUUUGCAUUAUGAGGCCAUUCAUUAUUUACUAAAAGUUGUUUUUUUGAUGAUGAUGAUGACGGUUCUUGUAUACUAUUUAAUGUGUAGCAGUGCUUCUUGUGAAUAUAUUUUGCCACACGAACGCAUUUUAAAACUUGGUUUUAAACAUAUAUGGUAUGGUAUUUUGCAGGGACUUUGACAGAACUUUUGUGGAUACUCAAUUAUAAUCCUUGUAAUUAUAAUCUGCUGGAGACUGCUUUUUGCAGAAGCCCAAUUGAUUCUUCUUAACAAGCCUUCUUCAGUGAAUUCAACAUUUUUAAUUUGAUUAAUAUGCAUACCAAUUCAUACUGAGUUUUUUUUUAAAGAAAAACUGUUAAGUUGUUAUGAUCCAGCCCAGCAUUGUGUUAAUUCAAAAUUUGUCAAUUAGCUUGAAAAUAUUAUCCUCAGUCACAAUUUGACAAAAGUCUUCCGAUACCCUCCAAGAAAAUGUUAUCACCCCAAAUGACACCCUGCCCUGAACAGUGAAAGCAAAAAUUCACUCCUUUUACAUACCCAUUUUCCCCCUUAAAUAUCAUGCUUCCUAUAUUGCUGGCUUUCUGAUCCAGAUAUACUUAUCAAUAUUUGCUUGCCUUAUCAAAUCAUAUUUUCAUAAAGCUUGCCAACAGUGGAACUACUAAAAUAAGAUAAGCAAGAUAAAAAAGACUGCUCAUUGUAAACUUUAUUUUGGCAAUGUAUAAACUUCACUCUAUUUUGCUUGUUAUGUUGAUAUACCUGUCUAAUCAAAGCUCUUGCCUGUUCAAAUAUUUUCAUGUUGGGCAGCUGUUAGUUGACUGUCAACAUGCAAUACAUUGUGUAGGACUGGCACUACGUUCUGCAUAUUUUUUGAAAGAAGAUUGUAUGUUCUCCCUACCCACCCCUUAACUGUCUGUAUCUGUGUCUGUGUCCUUGUCUUUUCUAUGAUGUCUAUCUACCUCAUGCUUCAAAAGAAGACUCUUGCUGAUUGUAAGGGCAAUUCAGCGGGCACUGCUGCUGGGCCUCCCCUCCCAUUUCAAAGGGGCCUUGGGGGUACUGGCCUACAAAGCUCAUUAGAAUAAAUGGAUGAUAAACAGCGGUGGCCCAUGCUGGUUUGCACCCUGUGUGAGUAGAGUGUUUUUAAUGAGGCAAUUGUUCUGUUUUGUUCGUCAAACCUGGGGUGUUCAUGAAGCGACUGAUUCAGUGUUUGGCGUCUACCGUUUCCAAUGCAAAUACUUUAACCUUCAAAAAAAAUGAUUAAAAAAGCCUGUUGUUGGGUUUUUUACCAGUGAGUAGGGAAAAUAUGCCUCUUUAAUCCCUGUGGCCAGUUUGAACACCCCAUUUGUAUAUGUGCCUAGUUCAUUCCCCACUCCAGGAAAACAAAAACAAAAAACAAAAUUCCUUUGUGUAUUUGAUAAGUUGUACAGUUUUGAUAGAACCCAUGUAAUGUUACCUUGUGUUUUCUGUGCUUAAUAAAGAUAUCUCAAUUAUUAAUAAAA